Molecule: messenger RNA, 459 nt
Organism: Erythranthe guttata (spotted monkey flower)
Lineage: Eukaryota; Viridiplantae; Streptophyta; Magnoliopsida; Lamiales; Phrymaceae
Source: RefSeq, a predicted model, not a curated record
AUGGACAAUUUCAGAUCCAAAUCGUACAGCAACGGAAGAUCAACGCCGGCGGAGAAUACUUCCAACUAUUACAGCACCCGUUUCAGUGAUUACGAGGCGGCGCCGCCGCCCCACUACGCAGCCAAUCCAAAUCCGAGUGGGAUGCAAGAUCUGAGGUGCUACAGCGCCUCGUACGCUUCAUCUUCUUCUUCCGCCGCCGCCGCCGCCCAAAACAAUGGGCAGAUGGAUAUAGUGGUGGCGGACGGCGGCGGCGGAGAUCAGUGGAAGUUCAAGAAAGGGAAGUCGACAAAUGGGGUGGGUUCUAAAAAUUGGAGCUUUAGUGAUCCAGAGCUGCUGAGGAAGAAGAGGGUAGCUAGCUACAAAGCUUACACAGUUGAAGGAAAAAUGAAGGGCUCGAUCAAGAAAAGUUUCAGGUGGCUCAAAGAGAGGUACACUUUGAUGGUUUAUGGACAUAGGUGA